This is a messenger RNA of Rhineura floridana, 3314 nucleotides long. It is a transcript of the gene MYCN, whose product is annotated as MYCN proto-oncogene, bHLH transcription factor. The coding region runs from base 588 to 1994 and encodes 468 amino acids. Gene Ontology annotation, biological process: regulation of transcription by RNA polymerase II. Lineage: Eukaryota; Metazoa; Chordata; Lepidosauria; Squamata; Rhineuridae. The record is from RefSeq and is a predicted model, not a curated record. Gene Ontology annotation, molecular function: protein dimerization activity; RNA polymerase II cis-regulatory region sequence-specific DNA binding; DNA-binding transcription factor activity, RNA polymerase II-specific. The transcript is spliced from 4 exons.
UCAGGGAGGUGGGGUUAAGUCUCUCUCGCUCUCCCCCCCAUCCCUCCCCGGGUGUGUCAGGAUUUUUUUUUUAGUUAAUAACAUACAAGAGCUUCAAAGCCCACUCAGUGACAGUCAUCUGUCUGCAAGCAAAGGGUGAAUGUGGAGGCUUAAGCCGGGCUUGGGGGGCCGACUGGGCUGCUGGCGCUCUUUAAAGUGUGAGGACAUCAUCUGGUUUAAUUCUCCCCCUUUUUCUCUCUCCUCUCUCAACCCACCCACCCAUUCUGUGCAACCGCCACCGUCAUCCAGCAGGGUCUGCUACUGGAUGAAUUUCUGACUGCAUCUGUGAACAUUUCCUCCCCACCCACCCCCAUUGAAGGGGGUGCGCCCCAAGGAACAGACUUGAGACACAAGGAGUGUGCAGAACUGCAGACAAGCCUUACCCAUUCCUAUAAGCAUAGUCCUAUUCAGACUGUUCUCUCCUUCCUUGCAGAAGAUCCUGUUAGGAGGGGCAUAUCCUUUCACACCAAGUGGAAAACAAAGCCCAACAUUUAUCUCUAAACUGAAAUAUCCAAAGGAAGGGUUCUUUACUGAAAAAAACCACAGAGAUGCCAGGGAUGGUCAGUAAAAACCCAGAUCUUGAAUUUGACUCCUUGCAGCCUUGUUUCUAUCCAGAUGAAGAUGAUUUUUAUUUGUGCGGUCCGGACUCUGCUCCCCCAGGGGAGGACAUCUGGAAAAAGUUUGAGCUACUGCCUACACCUCCUCUUUCUCCAAGCCCGGCAGGUCUGCAAGACAACCCCCCAGGAGGAGCCCCAGUGUCAUGGGGUGGAGUGGCUCUAGGGGGAUUCCGAACCACCGACCCUCUGGACUGGGCAUCAGAAUUGCUGCUGCUGCCCCCAGAAGCCGACCUGUGGGGCAAUGGAGAUGGAGGGGACUCCUUUGAGACUGGCUUGGGGGAAGGCAGCAACCUCAAUUCCAUCAUUAUUCAGGACUGUAUGUGGAGUAGCUUCUCUGCCAGCGAAAAGCUGGAAAGGGCAGUGAAUGAGAAGCCGCAAAGUAAAGGAGGAACAGCUGUCGUGCCUGCCACAGCUGGGUCCGCCGCCCUCGCUUCUACCACCCCCACCCCCACCGCCAGCUCUGGAAACAAUAGCAGCAACCAAGCAGAGCUCAACAACUCUGUAUCGGAGUGUGUGGAUCCAGCCGUGGUUUUCCCUUUCCCUAUUAACAAGAGGGAACCGGCAGCCCCAGCUUCAGCCUCAGGGGCAGGGGCUGGGAUCCGAGUGAACAGCAGCAGCAGUGGGAUUGCUCAAGGGGCAGCAACUCCUGCUCAGCGCAACAGCAGUGGCCGCCACCAGAAUGCACCUAAUGACAGCCGGGCCAACAACAGUUCGGGAGAUGAUACGCUCAGUGAUUCUGAUGAAGAUGAAGAAGAAGAGGAUGACGAAGAAGAAAUUGAUGUGGUAACUGUGGAAAAGAGGCGCUUCUCAUCCUGCAAAGCUGUUACUACCCUAACUAUUGCAGUGCGCCCCAAAAAUGCCACCACAUUUGCCUCUGUGAGAACUCAGCCAAAUGAAAUCAUCCUAAAGCGCUGUGCCCCUAUUCAUCAGCAACAUAACUACGCCGCGCCUUCGCCUUAUAUAGAAAGUGAAGAGGUGCCACCCCAGAAAAAGCUAAAAAAUGAAGCGUCCCGUCCCAUGAAAGCCAUGACCCAGCCUAAGCUGAAGAGUUCCAGUCCUCGAAGCUCUGAUUCAGAAGACAGCGAGCGUCGACGUAACCAUAACAUCCUGGAACGCCAGCGACGUAACGAUCUGAGGUCAAGUUUUCUCACGUUAAGGGACCAUGUGCCAGAACUGGUUAAAAACGAGAAAGCUGCAAAAGUUGUCAUCUUGAAGAAAGCCACCGAAUAUGUUCAUUCCCUACAGGCUGAGGAGCACAAAUUGUUGCUAGAAAAGGAAAAAUUGCAAGUCAGACAACAGCAGUUGAUAAAAAAAUUAGAACAUAUGCAGACUUGCUAAAAAAAAUUAAGUUUUUUUUUUAUUGUCUGAUCUGGACAGCCACUGCCACUUUGCACAUUUUUGAUUCCUUAAAGAGAGUUAUGUUUUUUGACGUUGAGAAUGUUGGUUUUACUUUCAAUCCAGUCUCUGAAAUAGAUGACAAAACACUGUUUUCUGGGUGGAGAGCAGAUGGAUGUUCUUGUAUGGAGUUGAAGAGACUGCCAAACCGUGAUGGGAUGCCUUUGUAUUUCCUCUUAGAACUGUAUAUGUUCUUUAAAAGUUGUGAGCGUUUGGACCUGCUUAUGACAUCCAGUUGAGUUUGGAAACAUUCAUUCCUUUUUAAUGGUGCUUAUGUUCUACCAGGUGUUAUGGGGCAAAACCAUUUUGUACCCUUGUGGAGGGGAAAUAAACCACACCUCUGUAAAUACCAUAUACACACUUGCCUUUUGUACAUGUCUUGGGUUAUAAGAGGUGACUUUUGCUACCAAUAUUAGACUGGAAGUUCAUACCUAAGUACUGUAAUACCUCAAUGUUUGAGGAGCAUGUUUUUGUAUGCAAAUAUAUUGUUAAUCUCUGUUAUGUACUGUACUAAUUCUUACACUGCCUGUAUACUUUAGUAUGAUGCUGAUACAUAACUAAAUUUGAUACUUAUAUUUUCGUAUGAAAAUGGUUGUGGAAAGUUUUGAGUAGAUAUUACUUUAUCACUUUUUUGAACUAAGAAAACUUUUGUAAAGAAAUUUACUAUAUAUGCCUUUUUCCUAGCCUGUUUCUUCAAGUUAAUGUAUUUGUUAAUGUUUGUUGCAUAGAACUGGGUAAUUGCAAAGUUCUGUGUUUAAUUUCUUCCAACGAUGUACAUUUAGUGCUGCAUCUUUAUAGCACUUUGAAAUACCUCAUGUUUAUGAAAAUAAAUAGCAAUUAAAUGAUGUGUUACUUAAUCUUUAGAUAUAUAUAAGAUAGACAUGUCCCUAUAUUGUUUUUUGUCAUUUUAUUGGUAGAAAGUAAUGUAAAAAUGCAAAAAUAUAAUAUUCAAUCUUCAACUCAGUAUUGUCCUUUUCCAAAUUGCUUGCUGAGCUGUGUAUUGUAAUAACUUCAAUUAGAUUUUGGAUCAUAUGGAGUUGAAUCAGGCCAGGGAUAGUGGGUUCAUACAGAUUUUCAUCAGAGAAUGAGACUUAGAAAUGAGCAGGAGCUGUAUUUUUUAUAAGGAUCAUAACUUGCCUGUAUCUACUCUCGUGAUUAGCUGAAUAGGAAUUUUGACCUGGACUUCCUGCAUUCAAGAUCAAAAACUAGUCACUGUGCCAGACUGUUUAAUGAGGAUUCUAUUCUGUUCUUAAACAUGUUGAG